This is a messenger RNA of Lynx canadensis (Canada lynx), 1323 nucleotides long. It is a transcript of the gene RNF212, whose product is annotated as ring finger protein 212. The record is from RefSeq and is a predicted model, not a curated record. Gene Ontology annotation, cellular component: synaptonemal complex. Bases 1 to 1323 code for a protein of 440 amino acids. Gene Ontology annotation, molecular function: SUMO transferase activity. NCBI's taxonomy places the organism in Eukaryota, Metazoa, Chordata, Mammalia, Carnivora, Felidae. The transcript is spliced from 12 exons. Gene Ontology annotation, biological process: reciprocal meiotic recombination; homologous chromosome pairing at meiosis; protein sumoylation.
AUGUUCCAGCACGGGUUUUGGCGGGAGCCACACCGCUCUCUGGUGCGCAGGCGCCGGGUUACAAGUUCGCGUUUGCGCAGGUGCAGAGUCGCCACCCUCUGCCCGCGGCGGGAGGCGGCGUGUGGGCCUCUUGCGGGCCCCGGGCUUCUGCGCGGCGGCGGCGCGGACGCCGGGUUCGACAUGGCCAGCUGGGUGUUCUGUAAUCGCUGCUUCCAGCCGCCGCACCGGACGUCGUGCUUCAGCCUGACCAACUGCGGCCACGUGUACUGCGACGUCUGCCUGGACAAAGGUGAGGCGGGCUGGCCCUGGGGUCGGGCAGUACCCGGGCGGCAGGGCGGGGCCGAGGGCGCCGGGUUCCUUCCCGAACCUCGGGUGCAGAGGCAGCAGGACGUCCUGCUGGUGAGGACGAGCGUGGCGGAAACCAGCAUGCUGCGGCAGGUGCGGGUCACUGGGGCCCCCGGACAGGAGCAGGUGAGUCAGCCGACGCCAGCAGGUGGGAGGUACGAGGCCUCCGUCCAGGCGCCGCCGUGCAGGUGGCAGGAGCUCGGCAAACGCAGAGUCCUUUCCCGUAAAGUUUGCUUUUCUUUUACAGGUAGAAAGGGCGAGUGCUUGAUUUGUAAAGUGCCUUGUCGCACACUUUUACUUUCAGAACACACGGACGCGGAUAUCCGGGCACUGUUCGUGGGUAUAGAUGACCUGUGUAGGAAGUACUCAAAGGAGACCUUCCAGGUUUCAGAAUUUCAAGAAAAGCACAGAAGGAGACUGUUGGCCUUCUAUAGAGAAAAGAUCGCAAAGCUGGAAGAGUCCCUUCGGAAGUCAGUGCUGCGGUUGGAACAGCUGCAGGGUGUGAGAUUGUCACAGCAGACAGCUUUCAGCACAAUAAAAACUCCAGUUUCGACUCCUUCGGCACGGCCAGGCGGACACCUCCGGCCCCCUGACUCGUCAGCCUCCAACAGGGUGGAGUCCAUGCAGGUCGACCUCACUCCUUCCCCAGCGAGAAAACCUGAGGUCACGGCUGGCCCGGCAAGAAUCUCUCUGAUCAGCCCGCCUCAUGAUGGACGCAUGGGCAGUGUUGCCCGCCGCGGCCCUCAGCCCCUCGGCCCGACGCCAAGUCACAGGGAGCUGCCCCAGGCCCUCAGGGUCCCACCGCUGCCUGUCCCCGGCAAGGGGCUGUCCCAGGUGCCCGCGCCCCAGGCCCCAGGCCGAGCAGGAAGAGGGGGCUCGCCCAGCCUGGGGGGCUCCCAGGCAGUGGCCCCCAGGCAGCCCAUCAGCAUCUCCGCACUGCUGCAGAGACAGCACGCAGGCAAGUGUGCCCUGCUCUGA